Molecule: messenger RNA, 2848 nt
Organism: Lingula anatina
Lineage: Eukaryota; Metazoa; Brachiopoda; Lingulata; Lingulida; Lingulidae
Product: GRIP1-associated protein 1
Biological process (GO): regulation of recycling endosome localization within postsynapse; regulation of neurotransmitter receptor transport, endosome to postsynaptic membrane; neurotransmitter receptor transport, endosome to postsynaptic membrane
Cellular component (GO): extrinsic component of postsynaptic early endosome membrane; postsynaptic recycling endosome; glutamatergic synapse
Source: RefSeq, a predicted model, not a curated record
CUGAGGUCUGUCUCUCGUCAGGUUCCAGUGCUAUCUCAAGCAGUCUGCUUUUUUACAACUAAAUCGUGGACGGCUCGUAACUUUUUUUUGCAAAUAUCUGAACUUGCUCACGGGUUUGUACAUUUGAAGCAUGUAACGUUUGUUUGAAUAACAGUGCCAAUGGGUAUACUAUAAACUGUACGAGAAUAAUAAAUAUCUGAAGCUCACGAAUCGCUGAAAAAUGGCCAGCAAGCCAGAAGGUCUGACGGAUGAUGAAUUCCAUCGGAUGCAGCUUCAGUUGAUUGAAUUGAGAACAACAAACUACACUUUAGAGGACCAAUGCAAGAGGAAAGACAGAGAAUUACAAGAACUGAAGACCCGUGUUGCAGAACUUGACAAAGAUCUACAAAAAGCCAAUAAGGCCAUAAGUAAGAGUAAAAAGGCAAAGGAAGUAGAGCUUCUUGUUCAAGAAAAUGACAUUCUUCAAGGAAAACUUCACAGCCAGGAGGAAGACUUCCGGCUACAAAAUACCACCCUGAUGCAGGAAUUGGGAAUGUUAGUGUCAACAAAUGAAAAACUGGAGAAAGAACUCCAGAGCCUCCAGGGAAAUGAGGCGGAGAAAGAAAAAUGUGUGAAGAGUGAAGAAGUCAGCGGGGAGGUUUUGGAGCUACAGAAUGAAAUCAGACGUCUUCAGGCUCAGAAUGCAGCGCUGCAGAAAAAUCUUAUUUCUGACCAAGAGAAAUAUAAGAAAGAGAUUUCAGACUUGAAGCAGUUGACUUGUCAGAGGUCAAUGCAGGACGUUGACCUUGGUGACCUUGGAGACCUUGGCACUGUAAACAACACACAUGAUUCUUGUGAUGGGUCUGUAGAAGCAGCUAUAGGUGGUGACACUGCUGCUAGCCCCACCAAUCCCCCAGAUGUCUUGCCUCAAAAGUCUGCUCCAUCUGUGGAUGUGGAGUCCCACAAAUUAGAAGAAUACAUUCAAGAAAAUAGCAGUCUGAGACUAAGUUUAGACACAGAAAAAGAAGAAAACAAUAUGCUGAAACAACAGUUGGAAGAACUAGAGAAGUCUAGGUUGGAUCAGGUCAACAGUUUACAAGAAGAGGUAGACAAGAUGCAAGAAAAAUUAAAAAAGAAGCAAGAAAGUUUUUGUAAACUCCAGGAAGAGAAAGAGGUUCAUUUCAGAGAGACAAGUCAGAAGAUAGAUGAACUUCAGGCCAGUAAAGAGAGAGACAACAAAUACUUCAGAGAUCACAUUGCCAAACUCAAGGAAGAACUGGAGAAGAUGAAAGAGGUGCUAGAAGAACAAAAAUCCCAAUCCAGUCAAACCAUAACAGAGCUGCAAGAAACAGUUUCCUCUCUUCAGAGUCAGGUCAAUUCCUCCAGUGAGGAGCAGCUUCACCAGUUAGAGGCCCAGACCAGCAAGUUCCAACAGGAGAUUUCAGAGCUGCAGAAAUCUAUAACAGCUCUACAGCAGGAGAAGGAGGAUGUCUGUAAACAACUUGAGGAGAGUCAGAAAGAGAAAGAAACCCUGGGGCAGAAGCUUAGUGACACUGAGACUGAGAGAGAUACCCAAAACCAGGCUCUUCAAGAGGCUAGCAAAAUAGCAGAGAAGAGGAAGCAGCUGCUGGAUGAGUUGGCCAUCAAAUACCAGGCGGAGAGUGAGAAACACAGGGAGGAGGUGGGACGUCUUCAGGACAGCCACCAGGUGGAGCUGUCACAGCUAGCUACACAGUUGACAGAGGAGAAGACUAAAGUGUCUCAACUGGAAAAGCUUAAACCUGAGGUGGAGCAGCUACGAGAGCAGGUGCAGUCCCUGGACAACACAAAAGGAUGGCUGGAGCGACGGCUUCAGGAAGUAGAGGAAGAAUUAGAUGCAACAAAGGUCAACUAUGAAUCUCAGUUAGAAACAAGCAGUCACGAGCAUGCGAACACAGUAGAGAGUCUGAGGCAGAGUCAGGCAGCCAUCCAGCAGGAACUGGAGGACAAGAUACAGACAUUGACUGAAGAACAACAAGAGCAGAAUAUUUCCAUUGACAAUCUGAAACAGCAAAUCAAGGAUAAAGAGGAAGAGAUGAGAAUUCAUGAGAAAAAGGGCGCCUCAACACUGAAAGAUUUUAAAAGACAACUGCACGCAGAAAGAAAAAGGGGUGAAAAGUUACAAGAAAGGCUGCAGAAGUUAGUGUCUGAAAGUAAAGGAGGGAGACAAGCUGCAGAAGAGUUGUUGAUGGGUAAAGAUCCAGAGUCAAGACACAAAGGAGACAAUGGCUCAAUAUCUUCAUGGAGUGGCAUAAGUGGCAACAAGGAUACGUUAAGUAAUUCCAAUUACAGCGCGUCUCAGUCCCCAGAUGAAGGCAGUGUGUCCAGUCCCAUGUCCCUGACCCAGGAGAACAAUGACCUGUUGUGCAGGGUGGCAGAGCUACAGCAGCAGAACUGGAACCUGCAGGAACAGGUCAACAUGCUGGAAUCUAGUAACGCAGCCAUGGCGGAAGACCUCAUCCAGAAGACGGCUGUCAUUGACCACUAUGUCAAGGAAGGAAGACCAGAAUAUGUCCACACUCCAAAAGAUGAGAAACUAACACUGAACCGUGUGGUUGACUUUGUGAAGAACAAAGGGGACGAGAACCUUAAGGAGACCAAUAGAAAGCUGCAGAGGAUGGUAGAGGAAACGCUGACCAAGAACAUGCAUUUGCAAGAGGACAUAGAAAAACUUUCCCAGGAACUUCAUCGUGUGCAACAGCAGCAGCCCGAGGCCACCAGUACCCCGCUGCCAUCACCUUGCAAGAAAACAGACCAAUGAGAUCACAGAUGGAAAAGAAACAAUGUAUUUUAAUAAAAAUAACUUUGUAUCUAUAACUAAAAUCAAACU